AUGGCAUUUACCUUAACUACCCAAGGUGUUCUAAUCAUCAUCCUCGUCCGCGGCAGCCGCUACAUGGCCUGGAUCUAUUACCCAGUCCGUAACGAUCCAGAGUCUCGUGCCGUGACGGGCGAUCUCAAGAGCACCACCAAAAGCAAUGCGCCUCUGGAUGCCCAGUCGAUCGCCAAGCUAGCCACGAGCAUACCAGCCAUGUUCAGCCAGAAGACGACGGUGAAUUCCAGCUGCACGUGGGUCCGGCCCUCGUUUGCCGCAGCCCUGUACACGGUCGAGGAUGGCACCGGCACCGACUCUAGCACCGUUUCCGUUCUUUUCGCCCACUACACGGAUGCCUCUGCCGCCCAGGGCGCCAUGCGUCAGCAUCUCGCCAUGUUCGACGGUAACGUUGGCCUUGUGGCCAAGAAGCCGGACAGGCCGCUCGGCCAAGUGUCGAUCCAGACCGGCACCGGCGUCUUUUGGGUGCGCGACGCCAUUUGGGUCAGGGUCGAGGCGGUACUGUCUUUUGGCCCUACGCGCGCCUCCAAGACUCUUGACCCUCCUCUCAACCCUGCUGCACCGGCCAGCCCUGGUAACACCGCCGCCGGCGCCCCUGGAACUACCGCCGGCAAGACAACGACGACGACGACGCAGGCCUCGAGAUCAGAUACAGCCAAGCCAUCCGACAGCGCCCCGACCGUCUCCGUCCUGGACAAGGCCCUGGCCCUCGCCGGCGCCCUCGACACGCACCUGACCAAAUUCGCCGUGCCCGCCGCAGCCCAGCUCAAGCCCAACACGGCCGUCAAGACAUCGUCGUGGAAGGGUAAGCGUGGCGCUCAAUUCAGUUUCCAGCUGGCCGACGCCAAGGGCACGCACGCCGUCAAGCCUUGCGAGCCCGUCGCAGGCGACCGCGGCGCGCGCAACCUCGUGUCGCUGAUCCGGAAUGGUUCUGCAGAGGGCGAAUAUACGUUCCUGGCGUGUCAGGAGGGCAAGGGCAAGGUGAAUCUGCUGGUGGCGAGGGCUGAUACGCUGGCUGUGGGGGUUGCCGAGGUGACGGUGGAGGUUGUUGCUAAGUGA
Molecule: messenger RNA, 1059 nt
Organism: Lasiosphaeria miniovina
Lineage: Eukaryota; Fungi; Ascomycota; Sordariomycetes; Sordariales; Lasiosphaeriaceae
Exons: 3
Coding region: 1-1059 (352 amino acids)
Source: RefSeq, a predicted model, not a curated record